This is a messenger RNA of Drosophila guanche, 2804 nucleotides long. RefSeq lists its product as uncharacterized. The transcript is spliced from 3 exons. Gene Ontology annotation, biological process: regulation of apoptotic process; apoptotic process. The coding region runs from base 880 to 2316 and encodes 478 amino acids. NCBI's taxonomy places the organism in Eukaryota, Metazoa, Arthropoda, Insecta, Diptera, Drosophilidae. The record is from RefSeq and is a predicted model, not a curated record.
UCGAUAAUUCCGCGGUCACACUGCCGAAGACGCCGAAAAAACGCUUUAAUUUGAGAAAAACCUCGGAUUUACCCCGAAUUUUCCUGGAUUUUCAUUAGAUAUAUGUAUCUGUGGAAGGACUUUCAAAACGCGAGUGCUGUGGUUUUAUACGCAAAAAAAACGCACUCGGAAAAGUGUGUGAAAAAGCGAAAAUGUGUCUCCACCAGCGAUAACGGUACUUUAAUGUGCUCUCUCUUGACAAAAGAUGAGCCGACAGCCGCACCUAUAAAAGUGGGCGUUAGGUGUGCGUUCGGAGAUGAAAAAAACAAUUGUUUGCUUGAAAGUUUGCAGCUUCCCCUGAUUGUUUAAACAAAUUCUGGGAUAAAUAAAAAUAAAUCCUGUGGAAAUACCAAUACACACUUAUAUAUACAGGCAAACGCACACUUGCACACGCACACUUACGCAUGACAUAAAGGCAGAGAGAGAAAAAAGAAAGAACGAAAGGAACAAGAAGCUCCAAGCAGCAUCGGCGCGUUGGUGAGAUAUGCGGGAAGAGAAGAUUGAAAAUAAACGUGUAGUAGAGAAUUUUUGAGACACACACACACACACAUCCGCCCACCCACACACGUUCUCUCAUCACACUCACUCUCUCUCUCUUUCUUUGUGUCAUUUGCUUCAUCCUUCUCUCUCGCUACUAUCCCGUUUGCCGCCCACUUACAAACCCACACACCCACCCACACACACCACACUGUAGUGUAUAUAUAUAUGCGCGAGGAGUGUAAGCUUUGUUGUUUCUGCUGCUACUGCUGCUCUUGUUAGCCGCCGCCACGGUGGAGGCUGCUUCUGCUGAAGCGCAAAUGGCAGACCCUCUGAGCGGUCGCUGCUUGUGAGAAUGUCGUAAUGGCCAGAGAGGAGUCUCGCGGCAAGAGACCACUGAAAAUCUGGGACAGUUGGCGGAAUGUGCGUAAAGGCGUUGUAGUUGGCACAUUUGAGGAGCUAUUGGUGCGCGGCAAGGACAAGUUGGGGGUUCCUGCUUCAGAACCAGUGCGAGUUGUUCUGGAGUGCGAUGGAACCCAAAUUGAGGAUGGCGAAUACUUUCGCACCCUGGCCAACAAUACGGUCUUGUUGCUGUUGAGGCAGGGCGAACGUUGGUAUCCAACUGGAGUGGAUGUCAUAAAGGCUGCCAUAUCAGCUAUACCGAAAAUCGUCUGUGAGACGAUUCAUGCACUGGAACUGCACGAUGAGACACCAUCGUGGAAGAUUAUGGAUAACAAAGGGCGUGUCACGGUCGUCCUGCACUGGGAUCAGCGGCAGGGUGGCGGCAGCAGUGGUGGAGGAGGUGGUGGUGGUGGUGGCGUCGGCGGUAAUGUAUGCUCCGGCCUGGGCAGCAGCAAUGGGCUGCUCUCCUCCGACAAGUAUUCGCCCUCGAAGAAGGGCCUCUCCGCACAGAGUUCGCUGGACAACAAGUCGGUGUCGUCGCAAUCGUCGCAGCCGCGCUAUGCCAGCCCACAAAUAACGGUGAUCAGCGACGAGGGACCGGCGAGUAUAUACCAUCCCGGCGGAGUGGUCCUGCCGCCAGGAGUUGUGAUACCCGGCGGCAGCAGGCGCCUCUCCAAGCAGGGCAGCUCCUUUGACAGCACCGUGGGCGUGGGCGCUGUGCAUGUGCACACGCCAGAGUGCGCCCAUCAUGCCCAUACGCCCAGCAGGGCUGGCAGCCCCAGCACCACGGAAUGCGACUUCCACUGCUGCGCACUGCACGAGGAGGGGCGCAAGAUAGCCGUGCACAAGAGCGUGGCCACGUCGCCCAUCCAGGAUGGGAGCAGCAGUCCCCAGCCGGCAGCGACGCUGGCCAUGUCAUCAUCGGUUAUGGAUCCUAUGCUGGGCGGCAGCGGCAGUAUGCGACGCUCCUCGGGCACCAAGGGUCACGUGCGCUUCCUGGACAUUGCCCCCGAGCGGGACAGCUCCGAGAGCGAAACGGAGAACACGGUGAUGGAGGACGAUAAGACGACGACCGAGAAAUUUCUGCUGCUGAUCGAUCAGUUAUCAGUGGACCAGAAGCGUCAUCUGAGCAUCAAGGACAUCGGCAUCAUACUGGAGCGCCUCAACUCCAAGAUACUCGACGUGGAGCGUCUGGAUCGCGAGUCCGAGUCGGAUGACUGCUACAACUGGACGAUAAAGGCGACAAUACGCGGCGAUGCACUCCGCGAGCUGGGCGUCAUCUACAAUGGCAACUACUAUGCCAUAUCCGAGCAUCCCGGCUAUAAGGAGGAGCUCGAGGAGAACGGCGAAGAGGUCGAGGAGGAGGAAGAGGAGGAGGACGAGGAGGAUAGAAUUUAAAUGAAACCAGAUACGGGCAAAUGCAAAAAACACACAACACCCAUUCAUAGUCACAUUUGCAGAUAGAUAAUGCUCAGAUCAGAAAAGGUAUCAAUAAACUAGCGCAUUUUACAAGUGAAAAAUUAUAGGAAAACGGGAGGCUGCAUCUAACACAGACAGACACGAGACGAACAUACAUUACAUAUAUAUAUAAAAGAAAAAUUAAUAUGAGAAUAUAAUAAUAAUGCAAGUCGCACAUUGUACAAUAGUGAAGUAAGCAUAAACUAAAUUCAGUCCCCAAAAAAACACACACAAGACACGAAGACAAAAGGUAAACCCCUUUUACCCAUGGGUAAACGCAGUUUUUGUAGCAUUUAGCGAGUGAAUUAGCGAUAUUGAAAACGAUGAACCGAACCCCCAAAAACAAAAACCACAAAAACAAAGAGCACUUUUUGCAUAAUAUCGCGCCUCCCCCCAAUAACACACACACCAAACCGAUUCUCACCCCA